Lemur catta (Ring-tailed lemur) is the source of this 6344-nucleotide messenger RNA. It is a transcript of the gene EDARADD, whose product is annotated as EDAR associated death domain. The coding region runs from base 4769 to 5350 and encodes 193 amino acids. The transcript has 6 exons. Lineage: Eukaryota; Metazoa; Chordata; Mammalia; Primates; Lemuridae. Gene Ontology annotation, biological process: signal transduction. Gene Ontology annotation, molecular function: protein binding. The record is from RefSeq and is a predicted model, not a curated record.
CGGAAAAAGAGCUCUUCCCAUUUAGGCAUCUUAGGAACUUAGUCAUCAAGUUAGGUGCAUAAACUAAGUCUACCUUAUAAAGUUAAAAAAAAAAAGUUAGCAUAUCCACAUGCAUAUAACAAAGGCAUAUAUGCUAUUAUAUUAUGAGUUAAUUUAAAAAGCAACUUUUGACAAUGAGAAAAUUCACAAGACUGUUGAGGUCACGUGGAAGGAAAACAGUCACACUGAUUACGGUGUAGCACGCUCUAGCUCUCCCACUGAGAAGCAAUCUAGCACUGAAUGAGCCAGAAUCAAAUUUGUGUUCGUAAGGAUAACAAAGACAGAAACAAAGAAUGAGGCAUUGAAGGUCAAGGUUAAAGGUGGUGCAAUUGGUUGCUUUGUGGCAAUGAACUAAGUGCCUGUGGCCACAGAGCACAGCAGAGCUUGCUCUUCUUUUGUUCUGGGAUCUUGUUGGCAUCACACAGCAGGGCUGUUUCCUGGGAGUUGUGGCCACCUGCUCGGAUGCCCCCUGUGGUGGCAUCUCACCCUCUCCUGCCCCUCCUGUGGGCAUAGAUGGGUCCAAGGUGGCAACCUGCCCUGCAGUGGCACCGGGGGGCAGCACCCAGGACGACAGGGUGAACCACUUCCAGGAGCAGCAGUGUUUGCAAAGCUGCGCCAGCCAUUCUGCAAGUGACCAAAGAGAGGGGUGGCAGCUGAGGCUUUCCCUUCUCCCUUCCUCCUUUCUUCUGGCCUUCCCCUCCCUGUGGGUUUUUCCAAUGCUCCCUUCAUUUCUCUUCCUUCCUUAUAAUCCCUCCUCUUGUGCCCCCGGUGGGCUGGCUUCAUGCUCCGCCGCCCUGCAGAGAAGUUGCUGUAGGAAUGUACUUCCUUGGUCCCUGCCCAUCUCCCAGCUUGUUCAGCCCCUGCUCCCAGGUCUGAGGGUGGCAGAGUGGGCUGCUGCGAAAGACAGAGAGGAAGCCAAAGGAGACAGCAUGUCGGCACCACCUCCCCGCAUUCCUGGGGCUCUGAGCCUGUUGUAACCCUGAGUGUGGCUGGGACGCCAGGGCUUCCUUCUAACCAGCAAUGACAGCGGUGGGGGGUCAAAAGAAAAGCUGUGCUGCCACCACCACAACAAAUGACAAAUGAAAAAUAAAUUAACUGUGCAAUCACACGUUCAAAGAAUUGCCUUGGGUUCGCCACCAGCAAGCACAAAGGUUGGGAAUGCCAAAAAUCCCUGCCACGCUUCCUUCUUUGUCCUCUCUGAAAGGAAUCUUUAGAGAAGAUGUUUGAACUUCCUCUGAGAGACUGUCUCUGGGAACUGUUGACCUCUGUCUGAUGUGACUAAUAAAGGGAGCUGGCAGAACGUGACAUGCAGUCCUUGGGCACCCACCAGUGUCUGUUUCUGGCACUGUGCCAGAAAGAUCUUCUGGAAUCCAGAAGAUUCCUUCUGGAGAAGCCACUGGAGGCAGUACCUGGUUCCCUGCCGCUCCUGAAGAGGUUCUGAUUCGGAUUGUAAAGGUGCAACUCCAAGGGCUCUGCGAGAGACUUCAGGACAACUUUCUACUUCUCGAUCAGUCUCAGAUAACCAGGAUCAGCCCUCCUGCACAUAACUUCCUUGGCACGCAAAAAUCCGGGCCUGUGAGAACAAAAGCCGUUUGGCACGAUCUGAAACAAACGCCAGGGCUAAGGCGCAGUAGCAGAUCCAGCGUGCGGGGCGCCUGGGUCUCUGAGCUCACUUGGCAAUGAACUUAAUCCACAGCUUGAUUGAUACAAGGCAAAGGCCGCCACGGAACCAUUAGCAUGAAAAUAAUAAAAGAUCUGAAAAUGCCUCUAAUACUAGUUCUAAAGACUCUCACCUCGUUGUUGCGCUUCAGGAAACAAACAAACAAAAACCCUAAAUUCUACAUUCUUCGCUUCUUAAAUUCCACUUAUUCUCAGAAAUGUCAGAGCAAAGCGAGACUUGCUGCCUCCAGGUGUUUGUCUUCUGCCUGGAUCUUCCUGUUAGCCUCCUAGCGCCCCAGGACCUGCCGGUUAUGGGGGCGGUAGAAAUGCAUCCAGCCACCCAGGUGCUUAGCUGAGCGUGGGAACCAGGGAGCUGUGAGGCCUCCUUGUGCAGAGGGAUAGCCCGAGGCUUGGAAAGCUUCCUUGACUCUUCCAAGGUCACAGCACCAGACUCGUUCAAGGUCAAGCUGCUAGCUCGGAGUGCUAUCUUCCUUUUCACUGCCCUGUUUGCCUCCUCACUGCUGCUUUUGGGUGUGAUCCUGCCUUUCUCAGCCCUCUCCUGCAAUUUCCUCCUCUUUUAGGUCUUUUUCUUUUUCCUUCUGCUCAUACUAAUUUUUCUGGAGGAAGCAGGAUGAACUUGUCAUAGACACAGCGGGCGGUGUGUGCACGGGAUGCUGUCAGGGGCAUUUAGAAACCGCCAGCCUCACCCCACCCCACCCCCAGCCCAGCGCUCCAAAUCUCUGGCAGCCCAUUUGCCUGAAAUUCCACGUGUGGAUACCUGUUACCAUGCCGCACCCCUGAUGGGAUAACCUUUUAAAGUGUUGUCAUCCAGGCACACUUCAGUGAAAUAUUUGAGACUAGGCUUUGGUGGGAGGGAAGAAGAGACUUGAGACUAUUUUGUGGUGGCCUUCUACUACCCCCUCCCCAAGCAAGAGCCAGAAUGUGAGGACAGAAAGAAAAACUAGAGCACUGAAUGCAGGUGUGUCUGGCUAUGAAGCGUGGUCGUGCAUCACUAACGACAGGGAUACGUUCAGAGGAAGGCGUUGUUAGGCGAUUGCAUUGUCGUGCAAACAUCACAGAGUGUAUUUGCACAAACCUAGAUGGGAUAUAGCCCACUGCACACCUAGGCUAUGGCAGAUAGCCCAUUGCUCCUAGGCUACGAGCCUGUACAGCAUGCGACAGUACUGAAUACUGUAGGCAACUGUAACAUAAUGGUAAGUAUUCGUGUAUCCCAACAGAUCUAAACAUAGAAAAGGUACAGUGAAAAUAGGGUAUUACAGUCUUAUGGGGCCACCGUUGUAUACAGACUGUACGUUAAUGCAUCACGUUCUUUGUCAUCUUGAGGCCUUUGCCUAUGCUGUUCCCUCUGCUUAGAAUGCUUUUCCCUCCCCGACCCCUCCUCCUGGCUGUCUUCAACUCAUCCUCCAGACUCAGAUAUCAAUUCCUCUGCGGGCGCUUCUGCAGCCCCUGCCCCCCUCCCCAGAGUGCACCCCAGGCCGGGUAUGUGCUCAUCCUCUGUUUCCGUGCCAUUCUGCACUUCCACGGCCUUGACACUGAGGACUCUGCAUGUAACUACCUGUAGCUCAGGGUGGUGUUCGCAACACAGUUGGUCUUUUAGUUUCUUUCCAUCAAUUUAUAUCCAGAUCUGAGUCUGUAUUCCACUGGGUUGGCUGGAAAUUCCAUUUCAAUCAGAUCGGACCCCUCCCUGCCUCCUUAGGGCCACACAGGAAUCUGAGAGGCUUACGUGGUGUUGGGAAAACUAGGAAAUGAUCUUGAAUUUUUAGUGCAUCGGGUAGGGCGAUGACGUCUCAUUGUCUAAGCCUGAGAAGUCCUCUGAGACCCAGCAGCCGUCUGUGUCCGUUUCUGUGCCAGACACAAAGCACAAAUAUCUUUGCUGGGGUCGGAUCCUGGGUCCCAGGGAUUAGUUAGCCCGUUCCAUGCUGUCUCCAGUGUUGUCUGUGCUCUGCCAGGGACUGGGGCACAGUCCCUGCUCCUGGGAGCUACAGACGUCUAUGCCCUGCUCCUGGGAGGACACUGGCAAUGGGGGGACUCCAUUUGUCCCCACUUCUUUUCAGUGACUGUAGCCUCUCCUAAAACAAUGAGAUGUUGUCUUCAAGCAGCUUCUCCUUUGGGCAUUGUCAACACCCAUGGGACAAAGAAAUAUGGAAAUCCCGGACACACUCAGCAGGGAGAACAAACACAAAUCAUUAUCCCAAUAAGUUGUCCUGCCAUGCUUUGGAGCCUCAGGGGCAUUCGCAGGACCUAGAGCCUGGUUCACAGUAUGUAGCAUGUACUUGAGGAUGUGGAUAAAAAGUAAAUGUUGAAUCUUAGUUGGCUCAUGGCUGCCACUUAGGGUUUUGCAGGUUGUGCACUGCACAAAUCUAGAGGAUCCCACUCAAACAGAUUUGAUUAUUUACUGAGACAGCUUUCUGGCAGAUGUCUUGUAAAGCAUUUUGGAGAGAGGGAACUUUUUUCUAAUUUGUAAAAAUUCAUAUGAUUUAGGCCUUCCCCGAGGCUUGUACUGUUUUCUGUAUUUCCUCAUUAAAUUCCUUGCAUGCAACAAGUAGUAAAGCAUGAGAAACAAAAUAUUGAGAAAUCCAGAUCACUUUUUGCUUGAUAAAAAUGCUGUGCGAUGCUGUUGACCUUAUUAAUCCACGUGAGCUACGUCCAGAAGCUUAAUAAAAAUGAGUUGCAGAAGAGUUAGGAGAUCAGGAAAGAAACAGAUUCGGAAUUAAAUGAUUCCUGCCCAAAGUUAUGUCAAAUUCAUUAUGCAAAAGCGUGGUUAGUUCAUGCCUGCACGAGUUGUGGUUAUUUGCCACUCUGUUUGUAGAAAUUUAUAGGCAGCCCCUUCUAAAACGUGGUGUUUUUGUUUUUACAAGGUGUCUUUUUCUUAAUCUCUUUCUUGAUGUAAUCUGAACGUGUUCCUCAUUUUGUCUCCACUAAUAAUUGCAAGUAAGGUUUUCUCCGACCUUACUAAAGUGGCUUGUGUCUACAGGAGGACUCAUUUGUGCUUUCAAAUUAAAGCAGAUACUCUGCAUUUGGGUUUCUGUUUUGUUUUUUUACAGAUCACAUGGCAAAGGAGCCAGUGGAAGACACAGACCCUAGCACUUUAUCCUUUAACAUGUCAGACAAAUAUCCCAUUCAAGAUACGGGACUCCCCAAAGCUGAGGAGUGUGAUACAAUUACUUUGACCUGCCCACCAAAUUCUGAUAUGCAACAUCAGGGAGAAGAAAAUGGCUUUCCAGACAGCACUGGAGACCCCCUUUCAGAUACCAGCAAGGACAAGUCCUGCAAAGAAAACUGCACUUGUUCCUCCUGCUCGCUCCGGGCUCCCACCAUCAGUGACUUGCUCAAUGAUCAGGACUUACUGGAUGUGAUCAGGAUAAAGCUGGACCCGUGUCACCCCACGGUGAAGAACUGGAGGAAUUUUGCAAGCAAGUGGGGCAUGCCCUACGACGAGCUGUGUUUCUUGGAGCAGAGGCCGCAGAGCCCCACCUUGGAGUUCCUGCUGCGGAACAGCCAGCGGACAGUGGGCCAGCUGAUGGAGCUCUGCAGGCUCUACCACAGGGCCGACGUGGAGAAGGUUCUGCGCAGGUGGGUGGAGGAGGAGUGGCCCAAGAGGGGGUGUGGAGACCACCCCAGGCACUUCUAGAGCUCUGCGCCUCCCUUCUGUAGCCUCUCGGGACAUCGAACCCACCGCAGGUCAAGGAGGAGUGUGGAUCUGUCCUAAGAGUUUAGGACAAGGACGUGGAACGGUGGACAUUGGUUUUCCCCAAAGCUGGUGGUUCUGUGGAGGGGUCGGGUUUGUUUUGGUGGCGGAUAUUUGUUUAUUUUUGCACAUCUGUUUUAAUUUAAUAUUUGAAUCUGGAGUUGGCAAAAAAAAAAAAAAAUUUGUAGGCUCAUAGAGGGGCCGAGGCCUACAAUCAGAGUGGAUUCGUGCCAUGAUCAAAAUAAAAUUAUCCUCUCCCUUGAAUCCUGCUGAGGACGUCAGUGGGACCUGGGACUAUUCAUGGCCCCGGACAUACAUGCAUCGUCCUAUGUCAGAUCCUUCGUGAUCAGUGGCAUUCCCAUGGCUUAGAAGGAAACGACAAGGAGAAAUUACCCUGUUUUGUUGGUUUGUUACUUUUUUUUGUUAUAAAGUGCUUCGGUGAAUUAAUAAGAUGCUGGUAUUACGUGACGAUACCUUCCAGAACAUAUGCGCUGCCUUUUUUAUUCAAAUCCUUGUUAUAAUCUGUAGACUACCAACAAUGUCAUUUGCUCGGGUAUUUUGAAAAGAAAUACAAAAAUGGAUGGUUAUGGGGGGAACAGAGUCAGGAACUAGUGGGGUGAUACAGCCAUGGGAGUGGUGUUUGACCAAGAGAAUUACUCAAAACGCCCUUUUGUUACCCGGGACUUUAAAAAAAAAAUCAAUUUAGUACUGAGUGCUUCACCCCUGAAAUGAAAUUCAGUUAAGAAAUAAAUAAAAAUCCCAUGGCCCAUUGGUGAAAUGUACCAGCUCUGGCACCUACUGUCCCAGCUUCCGACAGAAACCUUGUGACACUACGCAGCAGUUUAGCCAAGAAGGAGGAUUCGUUCUGUUGUUGCUGGGAGGGUCAAAUCCAAAUUUUAAAAGGAUUUUAAACCAAAUGAAAAUUUUGUUUCAAAGA